Molecule: messenger RNA, 3213 nt
Organism: Dipodomys ordii (Ord's kangaroo rat)
Lineage: Eukaryota; Metazoa; Chordata; Mammalia; Rodentia; Heteromyidae
Gene: Rhou
Product: ras homolog family member U
Exons: 3
Coding region: 1-552 (183 amino acids)
Biological process (GO): small GTPase-mediated signal transduction
Molecular function (GO): GTP binding; GTPase activity
Source: RefSeq, a predicted model, not a curated record
AUGAUCAAGAAGCAGUCGUCUUGCUCUUGUCUUCCAGCCGUGGUGUCCGUGGACGGGCGGCCGGUGCGACUCCAGCUCUGCGACACCGCCGGACAGGAUGAGUUUGACAGGCUAAGGCCCCUCUGCUACACCAAUGCAGACAUCUUUCUGCUUUGCUUCAGUGUGGUGAGCCCUGCAUCUUUCCAGAACGUCAGUGAGAAGUGGGUGCCUGAGAUUCGGUGCCACUGCCCCAAGGCCCCCAUCAUCCUGGUUGGGACACAGUCAGAUCUCAGAGAAGAUGUCAAAGUACUUAUCGAACUGGACAAAUGCAAAGAGAAGCCAGUGCCUGAAGAGGCAGCAAAGCUGUGUGCUGAGGAAAUCAAAGCUGCCUCCUACAUCGAGUGCUCAGCCUUGACUCAAAAAAACCUCAAAGAGGUCUUUGACGCUGCCAUUGUUGCUGGCAUCCAGCACUCAGACUCCCAGCAACAGCCAAAGAAGUGUAAGAGCCGGACCCCCGACAAAGUACGGGACCUGUCCAAGUCCUGGUGGAGAAAGUACUGCUGCCUGGCGUGACUCUCGGGGAGCUGCUGUCAGAAGUGUAAGAGCCGGACCCCAGACAAAGUACGGGACCUGUCCAAGCCCUGGUGGAGAAAGUACUGCUGCCUGGCGUGACUCUGGGGAGCUGCUGUCAGAAGCCUUGUGAGCUCCAAUGACUCUCAUGUAGCAUGUGCGCGUGGUCAUUGGAAGAGCCCUAAACACAUGACUCUGUCAUCCUUUAGUUUCCUUGUUUGUGUGAGCUUAGGGAUUUUUUAUGCAAGAUGAGCUAAAGAAGCUUUGAAAUUAAGUUAAAAUGUUUUCAAUAAUUCUGGAAAUUUAUGCUGUAGAUUUCUGGGUUCAUUUAUAUCUAAUGUGAAAAGGGCUCCUUAAAGCUGGAUGUCCAGAUGGAAGUUCUGCUGCAUUAGAAUGUACAGAAGGGCCAGGAGGACAAUUGUGCCUAACAACCUCUCUUGUAUAAGGGUUGCUGGAUGCCUAUGCAUUACGUGCACAGACCAGUCAUGGUGAGAACAACUCCCCUGCUUAGAAACCACACAAACCAGACCUGUUUUCUCCAGGAGCAUAUGUCUGAGAAAACGAGAGUUCAUCCUGCAAACCUCAUGCCUGUCCCUUUCAUCAUUUACUGCUAUAUUAGGUUGCUGAAGACUUUAAAACAAAAAACAUCUCACUACUGGCACUGUAUAGACCAAAGAGCAAACUUGUUCAUUGGGGUUUUCCAUCCUUAGACCAGUUGUGUUGAUACCACUAGAAAUGACUAGGAAUGCCCUGCAGGAGGCAGGCACUGAUGAUCUGUUUUCUUUAUGGAACAACAUGAGCAACUCAGAGAUCAAGAGUGUGGUCUGUGUGCCAGACUGCCUUUCUCCUGGUGAGUGGAGCACAGGGAGCCUCCUGGACAGGCACUCUUAGCUUCCACACUCCCAUCAUGCCAUCUGCAGGGAGAACCAAGCCACAGCCACACUUAUGAGGCUCACACACCUGUUCUUCUGAGUCAGCCAAAAACAGGCACAGGCACAUGGCACAUGCACAUACAGAUGCAUGUGUAGGUGGCUGGUUUACUGCUGCUUAGGCUUUAGACAGCAGAGAAAGCAGAACAUAUAGAAACAGCACAGUUUCUUAUUUCUUUGAAAGUACCCAAUAAGUGGUUUUUAACACAUCUUCAACCACAUGUUUUAGAAAGUAAGAAGAACGUCUCUUGAGACCUGUUAAAGCCACCAGUUAGUCCCCAGUGCCACAAGUCCCAGUGGUUCUGCAUUACUGUCCCUGUAGCAGAGAUAGCAUGUCAGGGCCAGGGGGCCGGGUAUCUAUAGGGGUAAUGGCUCAGCAGUACCUUUCUUGCCAUGGGAUAGUCAAAAGAACUAUACUCAAACAAGACCAAAAAGGAACUACACUGGUAGCACAUGUCCUUUAAGGUAGGGGUCUUCAGGAUGAUUGUUUUGAGGACAGUCUUGUGUCAGCAGAGUCCAUUCAUACUUUGUUGGGCAUUUUCAGGAUGACACAGGUGACCAGACACUGAAUCAUAGUGUCUGUAUUGCCCUGGUUGGGACAGUUACAUCCAGCAGGCAACAGUCUUGUCACUCAGUGUAUUUCAUAUUAUCUUUCUCAUAUUUAAAAAGACAGUUUUUUUGUUUUUCUAUAGAAAAAAGUAAAAUAUCAGGCCAUAGUUCAGGUUAGGAGCUGCUUUUCUUCCUAUUUGUAAAAAGGGCUAAAGAUUCCUUUAUCAAAGGUUAAUCAUCAAACCACUAAAAUCCAUGUAUUGUUUGCUGUUGAUUUCUUAGCACAUCGAAACUAAUCAGUUUUAGUUUCCUGAGGUGUUCAGUUGCAACCUGAGCAAAUAGCAUUACUUCAUUUGGGGAAAUGAUUUUAACAGAUCACAUUCCUACAGGCAGCCUCCUAGUUGGGGUUCUGCCUGGCCUGUGUGCAAAAGCAUGGAAAGGGGCAAAGUAUGUCCCUGGUAAACAAUUUUAAAAGUAUUAAAGCAGAUCUAAUGGAGUACAAGCAAGUUAGUUUUUAAGACAGAACAAAACCUUUUUAAGGCUGCACUCCCUGCCUCUGGGCCUCUGAGGAAGUGGUGUGAAGGAUACUAUGUGGCCCAACUCUGGAAGCUCUGAUCCAGGGUUCAAUAUGCCUGGACCAUUUGUGCCACAAAUCUAGUGGUGGCAAUUUAUAAUAUGCAUUUUAUAAGGUACGGUGUACUUAGAAGUUUUCCCCAUUCUUAUUUAUUUAUGAAGGUAGGGACUUGGGCUGGUAAAUCAUUCCAAGUAUGUGUUUGAGUUCAGUGUAAAGGUGCUUUGCUUCUGAGCUGAAAAGUGGCUAAAUAUGCAGCUUGGUGUCUCAGAAAGGGUCCUAGAAGAUGUGUAGAGAAUGCCUCCUGAGCCUAAUCCUCACAGUCUAAGUAAGCCAACAUGAUAGCAACACACUGCGCUGGGCUUCAAAACUGUCAUCUCUUUUUACCACUUGUAUACAAGUGAGCCUUUUAUAACCUUGUUCUUUGCUUGACAAAUUUUCAAGCAGCUACCCAGGAGUCUCACAAGCCAAAAAAGGACCCGGGCCUCCUCUGUAGACUGUCGUAACCUGGUGCCUUACCAAGUUGUGCUUUUCUGUUCUCAUAUGUCAAUGACAUCAAGCAAAAUCUUGUACUUGAAAAUGCUAUAAAUGAGAUAGUAUGAAAUAAAUUCUGAC